Penicillium bovifimosum is the source of this 282-nucleotide messenger RNA. RefSeq lists its product as uncharacterized. The record is from RefSeq and is a predicted model, not a curated record. Bases 1 to 282 code for a protein of 93 amino acids. Lineage: Eukaryota; Fungi; Ascomycota; Eurotiomycetes; Eurotiales; Aspergillaceae. The transcript has 2 exons.
AUGUUCCACCUACAAUACUUCAGCUCUGACGACUGGGGCCAAACGUCAAAGCAGGACUUCCAUUACAGAAGCCUUCUUGGUAACCGCAUUGAAUAUGCAGGCCAAGCGAGAGAUCAACGCCGGGGUAGAUCAAGGCUUCGCCAUUAUGGAUCUGAAUCCGAAGCACGCUGGAGGGAAAGGCGAGAGCAGGGAUUCCGAGUCAACCCGUACCAUGUUCCGAUCAAUGACGAGGCCCUGGGGGCAAUGGUGCAGGAUAUCGAGAAGUGGAUGCCCGAACAUUAG